CUCUGACGGCACCUGCCCCCUUAUAAGCCUCAGUAAGUCACCGCCGGGACCCUCACCAACAUCUCAUUUCACCGUUCCUCUCAGUGGAAGAAGAGGAACUGGGAACUUCAUAAAGCGUCUGAAAUGUUCACAUUUUUCCUCCGGUGCCCACGCACAUGACUCAUUUAGGACUCAAGGUCUUCAUGCCGUCCCGCUCCUAGCAGUAGACCGCUGCGACGAUGACCGUUCAUGUGGAGGGGCUUGUGGCUAUCGCGGUCUUCUAUCUGCUCAUCCUGUUCGUCGGUAUCUGGGCGGCAUGGAAGAACAAGCACUCCGGGGAGGCGGAGGGCGCAGACCGCAGCGAGACCAUCAUGGUCGGCGGCAGAGAUAUCGGACUAUUCGUGGGUGGAUUCACCAUGACAGCGACCUGGGUAGGAGGAGGGUACAUCAACGGCACAGCUGAGUAUGUGUAUCUACCCGGUUCUGGCUUGGCUUGGGCUCAGGCUCCUUUUGGAUACGCUCUCAGCCUGGUUGUUGGCGGUCUAUUCUUUGCCAAGCCCAUGCGCUCUCGAGGUUACGUCACCAUGUUGGACCCGUUCCAGCAGUUGUAUGGGAAGCGUAUGGGUGGGCUUCUCUUCAUACCUGCCCUCAUGGGUGAAAUCUUCUGGUCUGCUGCCAUCUUAUCUGCACUCGGUGCUACGCUGAGCGUCAUUGUUGAUAUCAACAUUAAGAUGUCAGUAGUUAUCUCUGCGCUCAUUGCCAUCUUUUACACCCUGGUUGGAGGACUGUACUCUGUGGCCUACACAGAUGUUGUUCAACUCUUCUGUAUCUUUGUUGGCCUGUGGAUUAGUGUCCCCUUUGCUUUGACCAACCCUGCAGUGGCAGACAUCACUGUUACCGCAGUGAAGCAGGUGUACCAGUCACCCUGGAGAGGCAGCGUCAACAAGAGCGACACGUGGGUCUGGAUCGACAACUUCUGCCUGCUGAUGCUGGGAGGAAUACCGUGGCAGGUGUAUUUCCAGAGGGUCCUGUCAGCCUCCUCUGCCACGUACGCCCAGGUCCUCUCCUUCCUGGCUGCCUUCGGGUGCCUGGUCAUGGCCGUGCCCUCCGUUCUCAUCGGGGCCAUCGGAGCCUCUACAGACUGGAACCAGACCAGUUAUGGUGCUGUACCUCCUAAAGACAAGGAAGAAGCAGACAUGAUCCUGCCCAUCGUGCUCCAGCACCUUUGCCCACCGUUUGUCUCCUUCUUUGGGCUGGGCGCGGUGUCCGCCGCUGUCAUGUCCUCGGCAGAUUCCUCCAUCCUCUCAGCCAGCUCCAUGUUUGCGAGGAACAUCUACCAGCUUGCAUUCAGGCAGUCAGCAUCUGAUCGUGAAAUCGUGUGGGUGAUGCGAGUCACCAUCUUUGUCUUUGGCGGCCUCGCCACCAUCAUGGCGCUGGUGACUGGCACAGUUUACGGCCUCUGGUACCUGAGUUCAGAUCUAGUUUACGUCAUAAUCUUCCCCCAGCUGCUCAGCGUUCUCUUCAUCAAAGGCACCAACACGUACGGCUCAGUGGCGGCGUACCUGUUCGGCGUGGUGCUGCGUAUAGGCGGAGGCGAACCCUACCUGAAGCUGCCGCCCUUCAUCUAUUACCCCGGCUGGACGAUUGAGCAGCGGAAAGAUCACAUGACCGGAGAGAUGCAGGAUGUCGUCAUCCAGAAGUUCCCCUUUAAGACCAUCUCCAUGUUGGCCUCCUUUCUGGGAAACGUUGCUUUCUCAUAUCUGGCCAAGUACCUGUUUGAGAGCGGCAAGAUUUCUCACAAAUACGACUUUCUCGACGCGGUGGUGUCCAAGCACAGUGGGGAGAUUAUGGAUAAGACCACACUCGUGACUCGCGGCAACAACAUUGGGCUGUCGGAGAUGGCGCCCGUCAAACCGCGGCUGAGCGUGACCUUGGCGGCCGCCUUCACGCGCCGCGACACGCUGCCGACAGAGACGGUGGAGGAGGAGGAAGAGGAGUCCAGCCCCGACUCCUCCCACCACGACGAGGAAUGACAAAGUCAGGAUCCGGUUAAAAGCAAAAAAAGAAGAAAAAAAGAAAAGAAAACAUGGCGUUUGACUGAACGGCCAGAGAACCAAGAGACUGCGAGCAAACAUUCUUCCUUUGGACUACAAAGUACAUCGACCUGCAGGAUAUAUAGAGUAGCAGCUUGCUUCGAUGUCCAGACAUGGAGCUGUGUUCCUGUGACGUAAAGCAACACACACACGCACACACACACACACCCACACACACACACACACACACUCACACA
This is a messenger RNA of Salarias fasciatus (jewelled blenny), 2269 nucleotides long. It is a transcript of the gene slc5a7a, whose product is annotated as solute carrier family 5 member 7a. Gene Ontology annotation, biological process: synaptic transmission, cholinergic; neuromuscular synaptic transmission; acetylcholine biosynthetic process. The coding region runs from base 219 to 2012 and encodes 597 amino acids. Lineage: Eukaryota; Metazoa; Chordata; Actinopteri; Blenniiformes; Blenniidae. The record is from RefSeq and is a predicted model, not a curated record. Gene Ontology annotation, molecular function: choline:sodium symporter activity. The transcript has 9 exons. Gene Ontology annotation, cellular component: axon; plasma membrane; perikaryon.